Messenger RNA from Gadus chalcogrammus (walleye pollock), 3555 nucleotides. It is a transcript of the gene mmp25b, whose product is annotated as matrix metallopeptidase 25b. Gene Ontology annotation, cellular component: extracellular matrix. The transcript has 8 exons. Gene Ontology annotation, biological process: extracellular matrix organization; collagen catabolic process; proteolysis. The record is from RefSeq and is a predicted model, not a curated record. Lineage: Eukaryota; Metazoa; Chordata; Actinopteri; Gadiformes; Gadidae. Bases 1204 to 2574 code for a protein of 456 amino acids. Gene Ontology annotation, molecular function: zinc ion binding; metalloendopeptidase activity.
CCCCAAAAAAUUGUUUGCACCCUCAAUUGAAAAAAGGAGGGAGUGAACAUUUUUUAAUAAAUAUGAUAAAAAUAAUAAAAUACUUGCCCACAAAACAAAUUGUAAUUAGCUCGUGACAAUUUCCAUUAAAUACCAUUGUUUGAUGCAUUUAUUUUGUUCACUAAACCGAUGAGAACUUUAUUAUUAUUGUGACAGGUGCGCGUUAACUGCGCCCAGGCCGGCGGCCGGUGUGUGCAAAAUGCGCGCACCCAUGUAUAUAGUAUAUCUAUGGCGCGCACGGCAGCGUCAUCGAACUUCUUCGGCAGCAACAAUUAAGCAUUUAGCAAUGGAUAUCCGAAAAUGGCUCAAAAAGAACACCGCAGAACUUAUCAACUCCAUCAAACAUUAACCAGUGCAGGGAGUAGGAUGGAUCCUGUGCCCCCUGGUGGAUCCAGUGUGCCACUGUCUUUGAACCUCCUACAGUCUCCGCUCCCCAGCUUGUUGUUCGUUCAUGAAUACUGGACAACAUGGGGCAGUUUGAGAAAAUGGCUGCUGACAGGCUGUUGUCUGAACAAGUUACAAUUUGAAUGACAUUGUAAAAUCAUUUGUUCUCACAAAGCUUAUUUUAUUAAUGUAUUACAUGUAUUAUGUUCAUAAGAACCCAUAUUUGUCAGUUGUGUUUUGAUUAUAUUUUUUUACAAUCUUGUGAACUUUAAGAAAGGCACUAUGUAUUACUGAUUAUUUUUUGUGAAAUGAACAUUACUAAUUGGGUUUUAUCUGUCAGCAUUAAGAGUUUUGGGCAGCAGAAUAAGCACUUUAAGUUGUAGUAAUUGUUGUUGUAAUUUAUUUUUACAUAAAUUAUCUUAUUUUUAAUUCAAAAGGUGAAAGUUCCAUACCAGUAUUUUUUUAUAUGCAAUAACAGAUGUGUGUGCGUUUAUAAAUUCCACAUUUUUAUUUUCCGAAAAUCAAUUGUUAAAACAAAUUAUUUGCCAACUUUUGUUUGUGCAAAAGUAGGUGAACCCUGAGCUGCAUUGCUUAAAUCGAGCAGGUAAACACAAUCAGGUGGGAUAAAUGUAGUGAUGAAAUGGACCAAUGUAAUGAGAGAUCUUUAGGGAAGAAAUUGGGCGGCACUAGAUAAAACAGAUCAAACUGGGUAGGUUUAGGCUCACCGAAGUGAACUCGUUCAGGUUAAUCACUAAAUGUGUCCCACCUGAUUGUGUUUACAUGCUCGAUUUAAGCAAUGCAGCUCAGGGUUUACUAACUUUUGCACACAACGUCCACAGUUACCCGUCCGGCUCCUCUAUGCCCGUGGGGCAGGUGGAGAGGAUCCUGACGCAGGCCUUCACCGCCUGGAGCUCCGUCACCCCCCUGACCUUCACCCAGCUCCGCCAGGGCGACGGAGACAUCAGGGUGGACUUCCACCGCUCGCUGCAUGAGGACGGCUACCCCUUCGACGGCCUGGGGGGCACGCUGGCCCACGCCUUCUUCCCGGGGACGGACCCCAUGGCCGGGGACACGCACUUCGAUCUGGACGAGCCCUGGGGCCGCUCAGGCUCGGAUCAGGAAAUCGACCUAUUCACCGUGGCGGUGCACGAGUUCGGCCACGCCCUGGGGCUCGGACAUUCGUCCUCUCAGCUGUCCAUCAUGAAGCCGUACUACCAGGGCCCCGUGGGAGACGUCAACACCUACCGCCUCCCCGCGGACGACCGGCAGGCCAUCCAGGAGGUGUACGGUGCCAUCCAUGGUGAAACACCGUACCCUAGUGACCCGAACCUCCCAGGACUGCCCCCGCCUCAGCCCCGGCCAACCAGGCACUCAGACCCCUCGUUCCAGGAUCGAUGCACUGGGAAAUUCGACGCGGUGGCCAACAUCCGCGGGGAGGUGUUCCUGUUCAGAGGCCGGUACUUUUGGAGAACCGCCCGAGACGGGUCGUUGAAUUCGCUGAACCCGGCCCUCAUCAAUAACUUCUGGAUGGGCCUCCCAGCAGACACCAGCAAGAUCGACGCCGUGUACGAGAGGAGGAGCGACAGCAGCAUCAUCUUCUUCAUCGGUGCUCAGUACUGGGUGUUCAAGGACACCCAGGCCCGGGAGGGCUACCCCAGGCCCCUGUCCGAUUGGGGCAUGAGGACCGGGACAGGGGCCCCCGUGGACAGGGUGGACGCCGCCUUCGUCUGGGCUCACAACGGGAAGACCUACCUGUUCAGCGGCGGCGAGUUCUGGAGGUUCGACGAGAGCAGCGCGUCCCAGCAGGGGGGGAUCCGGCCGCAGGAGCCAGGGUACCCCAAGAGCGCCAACCUCUGGAGGGGGGUCCCCGCCCAUGUGGAUGACAUCAUCAGCUGGGGCGAAGGUGACGCCUACUUCUUCAAGGACAACCUCUACUGGGUUCUGAAGAAAGGCGGGAUGGACGAGGACAACGUCACGCCCAAGUCCAUCGCCGUUGAUUGGCUGAGGUGCCCGGCACCCACCCCGACCACAGACAGGCCGCGGCCAAAGGACUGCAGCUGUGCCCUGAGCGCGGCCAGGCCUCUGCUCUGUGGCAGUGGGCUGCUCCUGUGGUCUCUGGUGGGGCUGGCCUGGACGCUGGCUGGAGAGUAGAGAGAACAUCCCCUGAAGGACUGCGGGAGGACCUCCAAAACGCCCUCGUGACUCGUGUCUGAGCGUUGUUCUUAAAGGGGACAUAUUACACCACCAGGGGUGAGUUUGAUUAGCCUUACAAGUCGUUUUGAAAAUCUCUAAUCGCACCUGGUGGUAUAAUAUGUCCCCCUUAAAUUCGCUCACAAACACACUCGGUACCUUGACCUCACUGGCUUAACUUGGUUUAUGAAUUGGAACCGUGUUUAGUUUGCCUUCGGCAAGGAUUUCUACCUAAUGGUCUGGACAUCAGGAGAAAGUCGGUUUUGAAAGUACUGUCUACCUCGGCGUUCAUGGAGACAGCUUUUCACAAAAGACAAUGAAAUAAUUGUGCAAUAUGCAAUAUUUUUAAGCAUAAAUGUUCAAUAUACAGGGGUGGCCCAUUUGUUAAAUGAUGAGACGACCGGCUAUGAAUGACACGUUCCUGCUUCUCAGGUAGUUAGAAUGACAAUUCUAACUUUUGCAUUUUAAGUCAAUAAUUAGGAAGCUGAUACACAUUAUGGAUCAAUCAUUUAGGGACAAGGUGUGAGAAAUAAGUGGAUUUUUUGUAAAUAUUACUUAUUUGUAGCUGUCCACUUGGUUCAUUUUAUUGUUUAGUUUCUUUACUUUUUCAAAACAAAGAUACUCAAUUCAAUAAACGUAGGUAUAAUAAAGUGUUUUACUUUUUGCAUUGUGUAGCGUCUUACCCUAGCUAUCAUGUUGCAUAACUGUACCGACAGCGAUAAGUUUCCUUUUCUUCUGACAAAUGUACUUACUGUAAGUAGCUUUGGAUAAAAGCGACUUACAGGGAGGGGUAAAUGUAUCGUAACCGUAGAACAACCCCUCAAGAAAUGUUCCUGUGGCCAAAGAAAAAGACAUGAUAACAUCCUUCAUUUAUUCCUUCAUUAUUCAUUAGCAAAUAGUUAUGGUUUAACAUACAAAGUGAGUUAAUAAUUAAUUAUUAAG